UAUCCUGAUAACACACUGGAACAAAUCACUCCACAACUAAACACCAUCAGCUGACGCUCCCUCUGAGAUUAAACACCUUUGGACUGAAACACUCCCUGAAUAACACGUCAAAGUUCAACAUUUAUCAGAGGAGUUCUGGUUAAGCUCCGCCCCCUCACCUGAUUCACCUGAGACAAACCAGGAACCAGUUUAUUAUUGUGUGACUAAAGAGAGACACAGACGAUCAGAUUCAGCUUCAGACCAAACUAACACCUUCCUCUGAGUGAGUCCAGCUACAGGAGAGAAAAGUGGAAACUACAACACUGCUGCUUCAAGCUGCUGACUCUCCACACACUGAAGCUUCACUCAGAGACUAAAUGGCUUCCAGAUCAGAGGAGGAUUUCUGCUGUCCGGUCUGUCAGGAGGUCUUCACAGAUCCUGUUGUUCUGUCAUUUAGCCACAGCUUCUGUAAAGUCUGUCUGAAGAACUGGUGGAGAGACAAACCAACACACCAGUGUCCAGUUUGUAAGAGAAGAUCUUCAAGAGAUGAUCCACCUUUAAACUUGGCCUUGAGGAACCUGUGUGAGUCCUUCUUACAGGAGAGAGAUCAGAGAUCUCCAGAGGCUCUCUGCAGUCUGCACUCUGAGAAACUCAGACUCUUCUGUCUGGACCAUCAGCAGCCAGUGUGUGUUGUCUGCAGAGAUUCAAGAAAACACUCCAACCACAGAUUCAGUCCCAUCGAUGAAGCUGCAACAGAUCUAAAGAAGAUCCUUCAGGAAACUCUGAAGCCCUUAAAGGAGAAAUUAAAGGUUUAUGAAGAAGUUAAAGUGAAGUUUGAUGCAACAGAAAAACACAUCAAGGUCCAGGCCCGACACACAGAGAGGCAGAUUAAGGAGCAGUUCAAGAAGCUUCACCAGUUUCUAGCAGAGGAAGAGGAGGCCAGGAUGGCUGCACUGAGGGAGGAAGAGGAGCAGAAGAGUCAGAUGAUGAAGGAGAAGAUGGAGGCUCUGAGCAGAGAGAUAGCAGCUCUUUCAGACACAGUCAGAGCCACAGAGGAGGAGCUGAGAGCUGAAGACGUCUCAUUCCUCAACAACUACAAGGCUGCAGUGGAAAGAGUCCAGCGCUGCCCCCUGCUGGAUGAUCCACAGCUGCCCUCAGGAGCUCUGAUAGACCAGGCCAAACAUCUGGGCAACCUGGCCUUCAACAUCUGGAACAACAUGAAGGACCUGGUCUCCUACACUCCUGUCAUUCUGGAUCCAAACACUGCUCAUCCAGAACUGAUCCUGUCUGAAGAUCUGACCAGUGUGAGAGGAGGAGAUAAACAACAACUUCCUGAUAAUCCAGAGAGGUUUGAUUGUUUCUGUUCUGUCCUGGGCUCUGAGGGCUUUAACUCAGGGACUCACAGCUGGGAUGUUGAUGUUGGAGAUAACACAUGGUGGUUACUGGGUGUGUUAGCAGAGUCUGGCCAGAGGAAGGGAUUCAUACAAUCUGGAUUGUGGGUAUUAAGGUUCUAUGGAGGUAAAUACUCAACAUGGUCACCAUCAGAUCUUCCCACUGUUCUCCCAGUAAAGAAGUUCCAGAGGAUCAGAGUGAAUCUGGACUGGAACAGAGGAAAUCUGUCCUUCUCUGAUCUUGAUACUAACACACACAUACACACCUCCACACACACUUUCACUGAGAGGAUGUUUCCAUAUAUUAAUGCUAGAGAUGAACUCAAACCAGUGAAGAUUUUACCAGUGAAUCAGAUCAGUCAGAGAUAAACAGGAUGAUUCUGUUCAUGACGUCGUUUCUUUCUUUAAAGUCAGUGAAUUUAAAAAGUAUCUGCUCCUGUAAAUUUAAGGUGGACGGUUAGUUUUGAGGUGGACUUCUUCGUUUUAAGGUGGACUCGUCAGUUUUGAGGCGGACUUGUUUUAAGGUGGACUGUCAUAUUUAAGGUGGACUGUUGGUUUUAAGGUGGACUUGUUAGUUUUUAAGGUAGACUUGUUAGUUUUAAGGUGGGCCAGUUUUAAGGUGGACUUGUUCAUUUUAAGGUGGGCUUUUUAGUUUCAAGGUGGAUUUGUCAGUUUCAAGGUGGACUUGUUAGUUUUAAGGUGGAUUCGUCAGUUUUAAGGUGGACUUGUUAGUUUUAAGGUGGACUUGUUAGUUUUAAGGUGGACUCGUCAGUUUUGAGGCGGACUUGUUUUAAGGUGGACUGUCAUAUUUAAGGUGGACUGUUGGUUUUAAGGUGGACUUGUUAGUUUUUAAGGUAGACUUGUUAGUUUUAAGGUGGGCCAGUUUUAAGGUGGACUUGUUCAUUUUAAGGUGGACUUGUUCAUUUUAAGGAGGACUUUUUAGUUUCAAGGUGGAUUUGUCAGUUUCAAGGUGGACUUGUUAGUUUUAAGGUGGAUUCGUCAGUUUUAAGGUGGACUUGUUAGUUUUAAGGUGGACUUGUUAGUUUUAAGGUGGACUUGUUCAUUUUAAGGUGGACUUGUUCAUUUUAAGGUGGGCUUUUUAGUUUCAAGGUGGAUUUGUCAGUUUCAAGGUGGACUUGUUAGUUUUAAGGUGGAUUCGUCAGUUUUAAGGUGGACUUGUUAGUUUUAAGGUGGACUUGUUAGUUUUAAGGUGGACUUGUUAGUUUAAGGUGGACCGUUAGUUUUAAGGUGGAUUCGUCAGCUUUAAGGUGGACUUGUUAGUUUUAAGGUGGACUUGUUUUAAGGUGGACUGUCAUAUUUAAGGUGGACUUGUUUUAAGGUGGACUGAUUUCAGAGCUGAAUGUUUAUCUCUUAGAAAUGAAAAGCUGAUCCAGUUGAUCCAGAUGUGACUGAUCUGAUGAUGUGAGCUGUAUUUCAUGUAACCUGUGACCUGCUGUCAUUCAUCUACUUUCUAAUAACACUGUGUGGACGACAAUAAAAAGGGGAAAAUGUUCA
This is a messenger RNA of Mugil cephalus (flathead mullet), 2885 nucleotides long. Its product is annotated as nuclear factor 7, ovary-like. The record is from RefSeq and is a predicted model, not a curated record. The coding region runs from base 357 to 1739 and encodes 460 amino acids. NCBI's taxonomy places the organism in Eukaryota, Metazoa, Chordata, Actinopteri, Mugiliformes, Mugilidae. Gene Ontology annotation, molecular function: zinc ion binding; ubiquitin-protein transferase activity; protein binding. The transcript is spliced from 2 exons. Gene Ontology annotation, biological process: protein ubiquitination.